Nicotiana attenuata is the source of this 2425-nucleotide messenger RNA. Its product is annotated as probable plastid-lipid-associated protein 14, chloroplastic. The transcript has 14 exons. NCBI's taxonomy places the organism in Eukaryota, Viridiplantae, Streptophyta, Magnoliopsida, Solanales, Solanaceae. The record is from RefSeq and is a predicted model, not a curated record. Gene Ontology annotation, biological process: protein phosphorylation. Gene Ontology annotation, molecular function: ATP binding; protein kinase activity. Bases 230 to 2251 code for a protein of 673 amino acids.
UAGUACUACUAGUCUAGUAUAGUUAGUAGUGUAGUACUUGAUAUUUGGGGAGCCGGACGUAGACACACGGUAGACUCGCGUCGAAAUGCCUCAAACUUAGUCUUACACGCCACUCUCACAAGCUUCCUUUUCUUCCCUGCAACUCUCUCCUACUAUUUAUACACACAAUUUCUACUUCCCUCCUCCUCUACAGCUCUUCUCCUUCUCCUCUAUCUGGAUUCGACGUAAAAUGGCGUGUACGGAAGUAUAUUCAAUGUCAAGUCCAAAAAUGGAAUAUGUUGAAGGACGGUGCUUCAGUUUUAUUAAUUCGUCGACUAGUCUAAAAUUAUGGCCUAUGAUUCGGAGAACGAACUCUCCAAUUCGGAGAGGAAGAAAAUUAGGUGUGAGUUGUUCAUUGCCAAAUAUUUUGUCUCCAUUAGGAUCGGAAGAGGAUGCAAGUGUUGUACCUAGCAGUCAUUCCUUAGAAGAUGAGUUUAGCCACGUCACGAAGUUCAAAAUGUCCGAUUUUAAGAUACGGAAUCGUGUCAGCAUUGGCCUUGGUGGCAGGGGCGAUGAGAUAGUGUUUGAAGCUAUGGUGAAUGAUCCUCAUAGUCCAUUGUAUAAGACCAGAGUUGUACUUAGGCAACUUAUUAGUGCUCGGGCAAAGCGGAGAGGACGUCGUGCGAUAGAGGUCUUGAAGAGACUGGCACGUCGUAAGCUCAUGUAUCAUUCAUACUCGAUGCAAGUUCAUGGGUAUAUCUGCUCAUCCAUGACAGAUGAGAACAGUUCAUUCACCCUAGUCCUUGGGCAUCAUGGAAGUUCUUCACUGAGACAUUGGCUUCAACGAUCUGAUUGGCUUCCAACUCUAGAAGCUACUCUUUCUCUAGAUCAGGAGUCUGUUAGAAGGGUGGGGGACGAUACAAUAGGAGGGCCAGCUAUUUCUCGACAACUGCGACUAAUCCGGAUCUUAAUGAGGGAUCUCUUGAUUGGAGUGAACUAUGUGCACAGUCAUGGUCUUGCACAUACAGAGUUGAGGCUUGAAAAUUUGCACAUCAGUCCAGUGGAUAAACAUAUUAAAGUAGGUAUAUUGGGAAAUGCUGCUGACUUUAAUGAGGCUGAUACUGUGGAUGGCACAUCAUAUGACAAUAUGGAUAGGAGGAGAAUGAUGAUUGCAUUUGACAUGAGAUGUGUUGGAUUCAUCAUGGCAAAAAUGGUUUUGAGGGAACUCAUGGACCCAACGAUCUUUGCCAAGUUCAAAGCAUUCCUCACCAAGGGAAAUGAUCCCUCCUGUUUGCGCGAGUUUCUUCUCCAUGCUGUAAAAAGAAAUUCUUCAGCUGGAAAUUUUGGUAUACAAAUACUUGAUAGAAACUGGGGUGCAGGUUGGCAUUUGCUCUCAUUACUCCUUGCACCUAAACCUUUGGACAGGAUAAGUUGCUUAAAUGCUCUGAGGCAUCCCUUCUUGUGUGGACCAAAAUGGCGUGUAAGCCCAUCUAUUGAUGUAAUCAGAUGGAGUCUUGGCUCAACUACUGUUCGAAUUGCGGAGGAGUACAUUUAUGGGCAGCAGCAGCGGAGUAGGCUUGCUCAUUUCAUUGAAUUAAUGGAGAUGCUAAAUCCUUAUCCAAAACCAAAGCAUUGGCUGGGAUCGUUUCCUGGAAAGUGGCGUCUGUUAUACUGUACUGGUAGACAUAUAGGAUUGACCCUUAGACAGCCUUCUGUUAGAGUACUCAUUGGGGAAGUGUACCUAACAAUAUCUAAAGCCUCAACACCUAAAACAACAUUUUCAGCUGCCUCACAUAUAAGCUUCACCGUUAUGCCUAGUGGGGACUGGCCUCAUGACAAGUCUGGUGUAGGUGGAAAGUUGCAAGUGAAUACCUAUUUCAGAUUGAGAGCUGGGAGACGGUUAUAUCUUCAGGAAGAAACUGACACCUCGAAGUUUCCCUCUGCUACACCAGAUGCUCAAGCUUCUGCAGUGAAAAGGUUAUCUGGUAAAACGUGGAGGAAAGCCAUCCCCGUAAAUGAAUUUCCUUCAAGCCUUUCUGUAGCUAAACUUGUGUCCACUGAAACUGAGGUAACAAUGAGUCUGGAUAAACCACUGAGUGGUAACAUUGAAGUCGCACAGAAAGCACUUCAAGAGGUACGCACUCAAAUACCUCCAGAAAUGUUUGAUCUGUCAAAAAUCGUCUGUGGAACAUAUUUAGAUUCAAGAUUGCUUGUCCUCCGAAGUGUAAAUGGAUCUGCACUCGUUUUAACAAGAUGUACAAAUAAUAGUUGAUUGUAGUAAAAAACUUUGUUGAUUCACUUUUUGUAAAUAAGAUCAUAUUUUUAUCUUUCCGUAUUUGGUCAGAGGGAGCAAAAGAUUGGUAGAGGUCACAGAGAUUCUUAAUUCGAAUCUGUACAAACGAAUAGAAGCUUAAUUCGUGUAUUUAAGGUCACAGAGAUUCUUUUU